AUGCCUAUGCACAAUGGGCUCCUCCCUCGAGAGGGCUUCAAGGGCGACACAGUCUUGAAGAUCCUCCGCAACACAGCACUCAACCCCAAGUUGGUCCUGCCGCUGCUGCUGCUUGCCAAGUACACUAAGAAGGGCCAGAACUGGGCCAUUCUGCACCCAACAGCAUACUCGCGACUCAAGAAACUGCUGGCGUUUGGUCUUAUCCGCUGGAUCAACAACUACUUCUCUCGCAAAGUGCUGAACAACUGGGUCGACGACAAGUAUGACUGGUCCAGGGAAAUCGUGGUCAUCACUGGGGGAGCCGGUGCUAACUACAACACAGGUCACACCGUCCACUACUUCAAAUGCGACAUCACCUCCCGCAAGGCCCUCUCCCUCGUCGCGCGCGAGAUCCGCCUUGCCGUCGGCGACCCCACGAUCCUCAUCAACAACGCAGGGGUGGUGCAAGGCCGCACCAUCCUCGACGCCUCGGAGUCCGACAUCCGCUUCACGUUUGACGUCAACACGUUCGCGCACUAUUUCACGGUGCAGGAGUUCCUCCCGCACAUGAUCCGCACCAACCACGGCAUGGUGGUCACGGUCGCGUCCGUCGCGGCCUGGGUCACCGUGCCCAACAUGGUUGACUACGCGGCCUCCAAGGCCGCGGCACACUCCUUCCACGAGGGGCUCACGGCCGAGUUGGCGACGAGGUAUGAUGCCUCGCGAGUGAGGACGGUGCUGGUCAAUCAGGGGUACACCACCACGCCGCUGUUUGAGGGGUAUCACAACGACAGCCCGUUCCUGAUGCCCGCGCUGGACCCGGCCACGGUCGCCGAGGCGAUUGUGGCGCAGGUGCUGAGGGGUGAGAGCGGCCAGGUGGUUCUGCCCGCGUUCGCGAACUCGAUGGCUGUGCUGGCGGGCAUGCCGCUUUGGUAUCAGCAUCGGCUGAGGGUGAAGAACCAGGGCAUUAUGAGGGAGUUUAGGGGGAGGAAGGUAGUGCAGGAUGUGGAGAGGUUCUAUGAGGAGAGGGAGAGGGAGCAUGGGGGUGAAGCGGGUGCCACUGGGCCGGGGGCGAGCACGGUUUUGGUGGAGAAGUGA
Parathielavia appendiculata is the source of this 1077-nucleotide messenger RNA. RefSeq names its product NAD(P)-binding protein. Bases 1 to 1077 code for a protein of 358 amino acids. Lineage: Eukaryota; Fungi; Ascomycota; Sordariomycetes; Sordariales; Chaetomiaceae. Gene Ontology annotation, molecular function: oxidoreductase activity, acting on the CH-OH group of donors, NAD or NADP as acceptor. The record is from RefSeq and is a predicted model, not a curated record. The transcript is spliced from 2 exons.